This is a messenger RNA of Trematosphaeria pertusa, 766 nucleotides long. RefSeq lists its product as uncharacterized. The transcript is spliced from 3 exons. NCBI's taxonomy places the organism in Eukaryota, Fungi, Ascomycota, Dothideomycetes, Pleosporales, Trematosphaeriaceae. The record is from RefSeq and is a predicted model, not a curated record. Bases 173 to 670 code for a protein of 165 amino acids.
AAUUCGCAGAAAUGAAAUCGUAUAAGAAGAUUCAGAUUACGCCAGAGCCCGCAACAGUGGCGAGUCCGCACAUCGGCCACAGGACGUGCAGUGGUGGCUCAUUAUCAAAACGAACGGGAAACUCACCUUACACCUCCUCAACCUGUCGAGUUCUCAGACUGGAACGACCGUUAUGAAUAUUCUACACAAGAAGUACAAGGGCAUAAAACCAGUUCACGACUGGUACCUCUCCAGUCCGCAGAUCGAGGAAGCCGUCGUAUCACCCUUCUGCACCGGUGACCCUGAGGCUCAGGAUUACCCCCGUGAGGUGAUCAUUGAGAGCAGUACACCCCGUCCUGACCUAACCGAAGCAUUCCACAACUCAACUGUGUUGCGUGGAGCAAGGGAUUUCCUGCGUUUGAAUGCGCAGUUUAAUAUCUUGCCUGGUGCAACGCAGAGUGAGAAGGCCCGUCGCGCGAUACUCAUCAAGACGAAUGUCUGCCAAUAUAUAUUGGUAGGGGCGUUGGCUGUGGUGGUUUUGUUUGCUAUCGUAGCUGGAAUUGUGGUUGGUGUGUUAGUUCAUAGUGCGACAUUGGGAGUAGCUACGUCUGCUGGUGUGAUUGGCAUCUUCACCCUGGUCCAAGGGUAUCUUUUUGGGAUGAAGCUGUUGGGUCAAGGCAAGGGACAUUGAUAUUACAUGUGGUAUUUUAGGCGGGCUACCGUGUUGCUGUCGGGCAGUGAUGAGUUAUAGUUGGUUGUUCUGAUGAAGACAUUGGAAUGAGGCUGG